UAUUGAAAAUCAAAUAAGCAAAAACCAAAACCAUGACAUUAGGCAGUGUCACUCCUGUCUGCAAUCCUAGAAAGGAGGCAGAGCCCGGAUGAGGCCUGGUGCGUGCUGGCAGAGGGGAUCAGCCCUGCUGCCCCCAGCUAGGGGAGAAGAGCAGGAGAAAAUCACCAGGGGCGAGCCACGGGUGGGCCGUCUUUGACUUGGUGUAGGAGGAAUCAAUGCACGGAGGGGGCAGGGCAGCAGUGUUGGCUUGUGAGGAGAGUCAGUGAGGCCCAUGUCCUGUUGCCUCAGAGGAAGACAUGGGUUUUGCUGAAGGCACCCCAGUGCUGUACGGAUCUGGAGCUUUGUCUCGGCUGGGGUGAUGUGGGAAGACUCAGUCAAAGCCUCAGACACUGCUGCAAAGUGCCAACAGGGAGCAGACACAAUAUAGGGAACAGAACGGACAGAGGCACUGCGGAAAACCUGGAUGCCAUUGCUGGGAUUGGAGUGCUGCAGAUGACGCUCGCCCGUUGUGACGUCACUGGCACCGCUCCCCUACGUGAGGGAUAGUGACAUACGCAGCAGGGGAUUGUGACCUCUUGGCCCUGGCUGCCUGUAGCCGGGCACAGAGUCUCUCACUCUCACUUGUGCCCGCACUCCAGCCGAGCGUGUCUGUGAGGUUUGGAGCAAGGAGCAAGGAUAGCCUUGGUGCUGGUCUCGUGCUCUGGGAGCUGCCGACAGCCGCUCUCAGUGCUCGUCCCCAGAGCCACUAGAGCUUCUUCCCCGCCCUGCCUGGCUCAGGCAGCCGGGGCACCCAGGAGGCCGCAGCAGCAAAGGGAACCGCGUGACCCCUGCUGCUGCAGCAGUGGGGUGAGGAGCAGCCCCUCAUCCCCUUUGCUCUCCUGUUCACCCAGCAGCUGGACAGCAUGGCCACCGAGCUGGACCGUCGCUGCCCUAUUUGUUUGGACACCAUGAAUGACGCCAGCCAUGUGAUGCCGUGCCUGCACCAGUUCUGCUUUGGCUGCAUCCAGCGGUGGGCUGAGAGCAGGCCCACGUGCCCCCUCUGCAAACGCAGGGUGAAGUCCAUCCUGCACUCGGUGCAUGCGGACGACAGCUUUCAAGAGGUUGUCGUCGGAAGGCAGGAGAGGGCCAGGACAGCACCGCACCACGCAACACCAGCAGAAGAGCAGCCAGGGGCGGUGCCCGCCUGGGCAUCCAUUUCCCGACAGCCUCCAGCUGUGCUCCGGCCCCUGCUGCCCUGGCUGCGCCAGGAGCUGGGGCAGCUCUUUGGGGCUGACCACAGGGCAGCCUCUGCAGCACAGCGCCAUGUCAUCUCUGGCCUGUGCUUCUUUGGCCUGGACGAGGGAGCGCUGAAUUUGUGGCUGCUCUGCUCCCUGCGAAGCCAGACCGCCAGCUUUGUGCGACGGCUCGUCAUGCAAGCUGCGCAUGUGUGCAAUGGGCUGGUGCAACGUCUGCCUGGCCCGGAGGCCUCUCGCGCUGCCAUGGGACAGGAGGGCAGCCCCGCAGCUGCCCAUGGUGCAGCUGCUUCCCCAGCACAGACUCCUGUCUCCGGCCCACGGCCCUCCCGCAACACCAGGGAAGACAACGGGGAAGAGGAGCAUCCUGUGCCCUCGACCACUGCCCUCAGUGAGGGGCCCAGCCAGCCUCCAUCCCUCCCGGCUCCAUCGAGGACCAGCCAGCAAGCAGCCCAGGAGGAGCCGGGGGAGGCAGUGCCGGGUCCCUCCAGCACCAACAGGGCCAGGGAGCGCUCACGCAGGGCGCCUCGGCGAGCCCCGAAGAGGAGGGCCCACGACUCUGGGGCCUCUGCACCUCCUGCCAAGAGGCCACCCCGCCGGCAGCGCUAGGACACCGCCCCAGCAGCUGGCGAGAACAGGGCCGGGCCUGCAGCUGGGGCACAACCAGCCCUCAGGGGCUCAGACUGUGUCAGACUCUCAGAAUCACAGCAUGGCCUGGGUUGGAAGGGACCUCAAAGAUCGGCAAUCUCCAACCCCCCGCCACAGGCAGGGCCACCAACCUCCACAUGUGACACCAGACCAGGCUGCCCGAGGCCCCCUCCAACCUGGCUUGCACACCUCCAGGGACGGGGCAUCCGCAACUUCUCUGGGCAGCCUCACCACUCUCCCUGUAAAGAAC
Messenger RNA from Phasianus colchicus (ring-necked pheasant), 2130 nucleotides. RefSeq lists its product as uncharacterized. Gene Ontology annotation, biological process: protein monoubiquitination; protein polyubiquitination. NCBI's taxonomy places the organism in Eukaryota, Metazoa, Chordata, Aves, Galliformes, Phasianidae. The record is from RefSeq and is a predicted model, not a curated record. Gene Ontology annotation, molecular function: ubiquitin protein ligase activity; metal ion binding.